CCCCAACGCUCCCCACUUUCCUUUCCCUUCCCAAAUUGCUGCCAUUAAUAUCUAUAUUCUAUACAAUACAUCUACAUCUGGGGCGGGUUAAUCCUAUUCCCUCUCCGCCUCGUUUCUGCUCGCUUCCAGAAACCGUAGACCCUCUCCCUACCAACGAUAUAAAGCCGGCGCGAACCCUAAUUCCCCAAUUCAUCUCCCGAUCUUGGAUUUCUCCCAUCCCGCCGCUGGAGACCGCUCCCCGAAACCCUUGUUCGUUGGACGGUCCUCGUGGUGAUGGCGAACGGCGACGGCCCCUCCGAUACCGAGGACUACGUGCUCCGCUCCGGCGUCCGAUCCGGCCUUAAGCGGGAGUUCGCCUUCGCGCUCCGCUCCCAGGCCACCCUCCCAGUGUCCCUCGGCCGCACCCGCUCUGGUAAGUCCCUCUCCUUCUCCCCCGCCGCCCUUUCUCGCGAUUCCAAGAGGCCCAAGAAGGCCGAUGCCCAAGAUCUGGCGUCCAAGGCUGCUGGACUGCCGCUAGAGCCGGUGGCGCCGAAUCCCGCUCCAAAUAUUUGCCAGAUCGAGGCAGAAGCACCAGUUGUGGUCGAUCGUACGGAUGAAGCCAAGACAGAGGCCCCAAUUGUGGUGGAUGCACAGGAUGAGGCGAUGCCGGAUUGCAACCUUCCAGAGAAUUGGUCUGUUGUGGAGAAUUCUUCUCAGAUCGGCGUUCUUGAUGAGGUUAAAGUGGAUGGUGAUACGCCCAUUAAAAGUUUUACGGAAGCAGGAUUAAAGGUUACAUCGGAAGGCUCGCCAGUGCCGGCAGUGGCUUCUUCGCCUCCAAUUGAGGCAACUGGAUCGGUGAUUGAUGAUAAUGGGGUUGAGACCCCAAUUGUGAUUGACGAUUACGUUGCCUGCAAGGCUAAUGGUGACCGAUUGGAGAAUGGUUGUGCCUUGGAGGACCCAAUUGUAAUCGAUGGUCAAGAUGGACUGAGGAUGGAUGGCACGGCACGGGUCACGACGUCCUCAUCGAAGGUCACCUUGCAAGAACCAGCGACUCCAACCCCUCUAUCAACAUUAGAUCAGGCUGGUUCUGUGGCGGAGAUGCCAAUUGUAGUAGACGAUCAUGAUGAAUUGAAGAAGCCCGCCAGAAGGUUCACGAGGUCAGCAUUGAAGGACCCCCCGAUGGAGGAUGAAGUCGUUAUCCUGGAAUUUCCGAUGGUGAUAAAUGCUCAUGAUGGGUCUAAGGAUGAAAAUAGUCUCUCAGAGAAGCCUGUCAGGAAGUUUACAAGGCAGACAAUUAAGGCUAAAGAGGAAGAUUUUGGAGCAGGGGAAACCGUGACUACUAGUAGUGGGUCUGUUGGAUCAGAGGACCGGAAGGCUGAGGCAAAUAUUGAGGAUGGAUCUUUGAAUUCGACGCCCAAGAAGAAGAUGGAACUGAAGAUGUCCAAGAAAAUUGUGCUGACGAAGCUUCCAGCAAAUGUUAGGGACUUGCUCUCUACUGGUUUGCUUGAGGGGUUGCCUGUCAAGUACAAUACCUCGAAUGGCAAGCAAGCGGUGCUUCAGGGCGUGAUAAAGGGAAACUCUAUUUUGUGCUCUUGUUCUUCAUGCAAUGGUUCCAAGGCUGUUUCAGCUUAUCAGUUUGAACUGCAUGCUGGUAGCACGAAGAAGCAUCCAUCAGAUUUCAUCAUUUUGGAAAAUGGGAAUAGCCUUCGUGAUGUUCUAAAAGCAUGCACGAGUGCUCCAUUAGACAUGCUGGAGGCUGCAAUCCAGAAUGCAAUAGGUCAAGCACCUCCAAAGAAACCAGUUACUUGCCAGAAGUGCAAAGAGUCAUUUCUUACUUCACUCUCCGGGAAGUUUGCACUGCUGUGUGAUUCAUGUCUCGAUUCAAAGCAGCAACCAAAAACUCCAAGCCCAUCACAUGGAACUGCUAGUACUGUCAGGUCAUCAAAGACAGGGUCAUUACAGGAUCCAUCAGAUAGCUCAACCAAGAAUCUGCCACCAAAUAAGAAGAAUAGUGGGGGAAAGUUGACCAGAAAGGACUUAGGGUUGCACAAACUGGUUUUUAUGAAUGACAUUUUACCUCAGGGAACUGAAGUGGCCUACUAUGUUCGUGGAAAGAGAUUGCUUCAGGGUUAUAUAAAAGAGUCUGGGAUAUACUGUCACUGCUGCAAGACUGUGGUGAGUCCUUCACAGUUUGAAGCUCAUGCUGGUCGGGCUUCACGACGCAAACCUUACAAUAACAUCUAUACUUCCAAUGGAGUUUCGCUUCAUGAAUUAUCUGUGUUGCUAUCUAAUGGCCGAAAGUUGUCAACGAGUGAAAAUGAUGAUCUCUGCAGCAUUUGUGCAGAUGGUGGGAAUCUUCUCCUUUGCGAUCUCUGUCCUAGGGCCUUCCACAAAGGAGGACUGUGAGAGACCAAGAUUAUGGAGGGAUGUACUGUAUAUUAUUAACCGUGGGUACAUCUGUGGUAUGUGCGGGGAUUUUACGUGUUCUGGGAAGUGAAAUUGCUGAACUACCGCUAGUUGCAACAAGCAGAGAACAUCAAGGGCAGGGAUACUUCCAGUCUCUCUUUUCUUGCAUAGAAAGACUGCUGGUAACUUUGAAAGUCAAUCAUUUUGUGCUUCCGGCAGCUGAUGAAGCUGAAUCCAUCUGGACAAAGAAAUUUGGUUUUACAAAAAUAACUUCAGAUGAGUUGCAAAAGUAUUUGAAGGGUGCCCGAACAACAGUAUUCGAAGGGACAUCGACACUCCAUAAGCCAGUUACGGUUCCUCAGGCUUCUGGUCAAGGAAGGCAAGGGAGCAGAUGAAAUUUAUUGUCUUUUGUUCGGUCAUGUUAGAAGAGCCACCUUUUGCAACGCUUUUUCCAUGACAUGUACAUAGGAGGAUAGGGAAUGUACAGGAAUCAGUUGCCUCAAGCUGUUUUUGUGGCUAGCGGAUCGUGAAGCCCAAAAGUUCGGGAGGGAACAUAGGAAUUGCUAAAAUGUUAUCGAAGUCCUGGAAGAUAGAAACAAAAAAAAAAUGAAAUCAGCAAAUUUUGAGUUAAUGGUUGUCUUUUUUUGGUGUUUUAUUGUUUGCUUUGUGAUUCUGCUAAAUUUAGAAAACAGCUUGUAUGGCCAAUAUUUUGAUUUUCAGCUUGAUGCAUUUUUGAUGAGUUAUGGAACUGU
Elaeis guineensis (African oil palm) is the source of this 3137-nucleotide messenger RNA. NCBI's taxonomy places the organism in Eukaryota, Viridiplantae, Streptophyta, Magnoliopsida, Arecales, Arecaceae. The record is from RefSeq and is a predicted model, not a curated record.